Messenger RNA from Pezoporus flaviventris, 2241 nucleotides. It is a transcript of the gene PDIA4, whose product is annotated as protein disulfide isomerase family A member 4. Bases 54 to 2003 code for a protein of 649 amino acids. NCBI's taxonomy places the organism in Eukaryota, Metazoa, Chordata, Aves, Psittaciformes, Psittacidae. The record is from RefSeq and is a predicted model, not a curated record. Gene Ontology annotation, biological process: protein folding; response to endoplasmic reticulum stress. The transcript is spliced from 10 exons. Gene Ontology annotation, molecular function: protein disulfide isomerase activity. Gene Ontology annotation, cellular component: endoplasmic reticulum; cell surface; endoplasmic reticulum lumen.
GCGCGGUCGCGGCUGGCGAGAGGCGAGGCGGCGGCGGCGGCGGCGGCGGCGGGAUGAGGCUGAGCGGGCUGUGCGUGAUGCUGCUCCUGCUGGGGCUCGCCCAGGUCGUGCUUCUGGCGCGGGGCGCGGCGGCCGAGGAGAACGGCGAUGACGAAUCUGUUAUAAAAGAAACUGAUGAUGACAGUGAUGAUGAUGGUGAUGAUGAUGAAGAUGACGAAGAUGAUGAUGAUUCUGAAGUUAAAGAAGAAAACGGUGUAUUAAUCUUGAAUGAUGCAAACUUUGACACCUUUACUGCAGACAAGGACACUGUGCUGCUGGAGUUCUAUGCACCUUGGUGUGGGCAUUGCAAGCAGUUUGCUCCUGAAUAUGAAAAGAUAGCCAAAACUCUCAAGGAAAAUGACCCUCCUAUUCCAGUUGCCAAAAUAGACGCUACUGCAGCCACUUCACUAGCAAGUCGUUUUGAUGUCAGUGGCUACCCAACCAUCAAGAUCCUGAAGAAAGGCCAGCCUGUUGACUAUGAUGGCUCUCGGACAGAAGAUGCAAUUGUGGCCAAAGUCAAGGAGGUUUCUGACCCCAGUUGGACCCCACCACCAGAAGCUACGCUGGUAUUGACCCAGGAUAAUUUUGACGAGGUUGUGAAUGAUGCUGACAUAAUCCUAGUGGAGUUCUAUGCUCCAUGGUGCGGGCACUGCAAAAGGCUUGCUCCAGAGUACGAGAAGGCUGCCCAGGAGCUCAGCAAGCGCACACCUCCCAUUCCCCUGGCUAAAGUCGAUGCCACUGCUGAAACUGAGCUCGCAAAGAAGUUUGAUGUUACUGGCUACCCAACCCUGAAAAUAUUCCGCAAGGGCAAAGCUUACGACUAUAGUGGUCCACGGGAAAAAUACGGUAUUGUUGACUACAUGAUUGAGCAGGCUGGGCCUCCAUCCAAACAGAUUCAGGCUGCCAAGCAGGUACAGGAAUUUCUGAAGGAUGGGGACGAUGUCAUCAUCAUUGGAGUCUUUAGUGGAGAGACUGACAAAGCCUAUCAGCUCUAUCAGGAAGCAGCUAAUGGCUUAAGAGAAGAUUACAAGUUCCAUCACACCUUUAGCAACGAGAUUGCAAAACUAUUGAAAGCAUCUCCAGGAACAGUGGUUGUCAUGCAGCCAGAAAAAUUUCAGUCAAAGCACGAGCCAAAGAUGCGUGUUUUGGAUCUUAAAGACUCUACAAAUGAAUCUGAGAUUAAAGAGCAUGUGAGAAAAUAUGCUUUGCCUCUAGUUGGCCAUCGCAAGCCUUCCAAUGACGCUAAAAGAUAUGCUAAACAUCCUCUGGUGGUUGUCUAUUACACUGUAGACUUCAGUUUUGACUAUCGUGUUGCUACCCAGUACUGGAGAGGCAAAGUCCUGGAAGUGGCAAAAGACUUCCCUGAAUAUGUGUUUGCUGUUUCUGAUGAGGAAGAUUAUUCUUCUGAAAUAAAAGACUUGGGCCUGCUUGAGAGUGGAGAGGAUGUCAAUGUGGCCAUCCUGGAUGAAGGUGGCAAGAAAUACGCCAUGGAGCCAGAAGAGUUUGACUCCGAUGUACUCAGGCAAUUUGUGAUGGCGUUCAAAAAAGGAAAACUGAAGCCUAUUGUGAAGUCCCAGCCAGUGCCAAAAAACAACAAAGGGCCUGUGAAAGUGGUAGUGGGUAAAACUUUUGAUACCAUAGUCAUGGAUCCAAAGAAUGAUGUUCUCAUAGAGUUCUAUGCCCCGUGGUGUGGCCACUGCAAGAAACUAGAGCCAGUGUACACCGAGCUAGGCAAAAAAUACAAGAAUGAGAAAAACCUGAUCAUAGCCAAGAUGGAUGCUACUGCCAACGACGUGACAAAUGACCACUACAAAGUGGAGGGAUUCCCCACUAUCUACUUUGCUCCGAAGGACAAGAAGAACAACCCUAUUAAAUUUGAAGGCGGGGACCGAGAUUUAGAGCAUCUGAGCAAAUUUAUAGAGGAGCAUGCCACAAAACUCUCCAGAACAAAAGAAGAGCUUUAGAUAAGAUGAGGGUGGUGAAGAAAAAUCGUUUGUACAUUGUAGUUAAAAGCAAGUUACUGACAAAACCUUGAGAAGAAUUAAGCAAGGAAAUUCUUGAGCAGUAAAGUAAUUACAGUAUCUUUUUUUAUAUGUCAGAAGAGUUUUUUUCUGGACACUGAACUCCUCUGAUAUGAAUGUCUUCCCUUAGUUACGGUUUUGAUCUUUGGAGAAAAAUACAUCCUUUAUUUUUUUGUGACUA